AAUCUUUUCAGUUUUUAAGAUGUAAUUAUAUCUGUUACCAAAAAACAAUCUUUAGAUGGCAGUAAUCACGCUGGAAAAAUAGAACCAAACUUCAUGAAGUUUCCAAAAUAUAAUUUUCAAAAUAUUCGUCAAAUACGAAAUUUUUUCUUCAAGAAACAAGAGCCAAACUUCGACCUAGGAACAUGUACAAUUAUUCAGAAAACUGGAAAUGUUUCAACAAAUCGUUCAACUGUUCCAGAUACGAUUGCGAAACCUCCAUAUUACAAAAAUUUAAAUAAGCCGAGCGAAACAAGCGGACCAAUUGAAAUUAAAACUGAAGAACAGAUUAAAAGGAUGAGGGAAAGCUGUAAACUGGCUGCUAAUAUUCUUAGCAAAUGUGGUGACAUAUUAGAGAUUGGAAUGACAACAGACGAUAUUGAUGCAUUUGUUCAUAAUGAAACUAUUGCAAACAAUGCUUACCCAAGUCCUUUAAGAUAUUGCGGAUUUCCUAAAUCAGUUUGCACAAGUGUUAACAAUGUAGCCUGUCAUGGAAUUCCUGAUGAUCGGCCACUUGAAGAUGGAGACAUUAUCAACAUUGAUAUUUCAGUUUUCCUCAAUUCCUAUCAUGGAGAUUGUUCAAAAACAUUUUUAGUUGGUAACGUAGAUGAACGAGGGCGAUAUUUAGUAGAACAUAAUGAAAAGGCUGUGAUGCAAGCAAUUAAUAUUUGCAAACCCGGUCGAAAAUUUCACAGAAUUGGAAAAACAAUAUCAAAAUAUGCAAAGAAAUGUAAUCUCCGAACUGUUCCAGCAUUUAUCGGACACGGUAUUGGAAAUUUCUUCCAUGGCCCACCAUCGAUUUAUCAUUUUGAAAAUUAUUACGAUGUUGGAGUAAUGUAUCCUGGAAUGACAUUCACAAUCGAACCAGUUUUCUCUUUAGGAACAGAGGAAUGUGAAGUGUGGGAAGAUGGUUGGACAGCAGUAACAGUUGAUGGAUCAAGAACUAAUCUUUUUAAUUGUUUAAUUGAUCAUUUUUACCAAAAUAAAUACAAUUCAAAAGAACCAAAAAAACUGUUGAUUUUAUUAUUUAUUCCAUUGGCGAAUUGCUUCAAUAUUUCACCUAGUCCCAACAUAAUUAUUAAGAAACCAUCACUUUCGACGUCACUUCCACAAACAAGAUCAUCAUAUUUUGGCUAUGCGAUUAAUUUAAGAAUAAACAGUGUACUUAUUGGUGCACCACGAGCCCAAUCAACUCUUGCAACUCAACGGAAAGUUGAGGAAACGGGAGCAGUUUUUAAAUGUAACCUACACGAUGAUCAAAUUUGUCAUCCUUAUCACUUUGACACACUCGGAAACACCCGUGUAGAAAAUACCGACCUAGCUUACAAUUCAGAAAAGAAAGAUUUUCAAAUGCUUGGUGCUUCAAUGGAUGGUCAUGAGUCUGAAUUCGAUCGUUUUGUUGUUUGCGCGCCAUUACUGAAAGCAGAUGUUGAAGAAUCUGAUCAUUAUCUUCUUCAUGGAAUUUGUUACUGGGUUGAAAGUUCAAAUGGAACUCAACCAUCAGGAAUACGACAGAUUAUUCCUCUGAGACAACGAAAGUUUCAAACAGUUCCUGGUGACAAGGGUGAUCAUCAUUAUUAUUACAUCUAUGGAGAAUCAGGUUUCAGUGUUCACAUCAGUGAGAAUAACGAAGAGAUCAUAAUAGGAUGCCCAGGAAUAAUGAACUGGCGUGGAUCAAUCAUUCGUUAUCGUGCACAUAAACAACUUGAUUUGGGUGGUUUGAGUCGUCGUGACUUAACUCUUGAACAUUCAAUUCGAAAGCGACAAACAUUUGAGUUUAGAAGUGAGAUUCCGAACCCUUUCUAUACUGAUUUAUCAGAUGAUUCAUAUUUUGGCUAUGCUGUUAGUUCUGGAUAUUUUAUGGGACAAAGCAUUCCAAGAUUAUUUUAUGUUGCAUCUGCACCACAAGCCAACAAACAAACGGGAGAAGUGUUUAUUUUCGAUAUUGAAGAUUAUCGAUUCGAAAAGAAAAUAAAAGUUUUCAACAAGUUUUCUGGUACACAAAUGGGAGAAUACUUUGGAUACACUCUUCUUGUUGACGAUUUCAAUGGAGACACUCUUCCAGAUUUAAUUGUGUCAGCUCCAUUCUUCAGUAAAAGUGGAGAAUAUGAGAAUGGGGCAGUUUAUGUCUUCAUUAAUGAAGGAAACCUGUCGUUCGACCUUCAAAGUAUCGUAAUUAGUGAAUAUGAGCUUAACGGUAGAUUUGGAACUGCUUUGUCAAAGAUUGGUGAUAUAAAUUUAGAUGGCUAUCAGGAUAUCGCGAUUUCAGCCCCUUUUGAAGGCGACGGUGUAGUUUACAUAUAUCUUGGUGGUCCUGAAGGCCUUUCACUUAAACCGAUUCAAAAGAUUCAAGCACCUUCUGAACUUCCAAGCCCAUACACUGAUGUUGUAUCAUCAAUGUUUGGUCACGGCAUGUCUCGUGGUGUUGACAUUGAUUCAAAUGGAUAUCGAGAUAUUGCAAUAGGUUCACCAAAUGCCGAAUCAGUUUAUGUUUUCAAAACCUAUCCGGUUGUUAAAUUUGUUGGAAGUAUUACAACAUCUAAAAACGAACUUUCUUUGGAUGACACAAAGUUCAACAUGAAAGUUUGUGCACAUUUAGAAUCAUCAACUAUGAUUGAAAAUGACAUUGAAUUUGCUUUGACAAUUCUACUCGACACUCAACAUAAUCGUGCUUCGUUUUCACCUCGUGAGACGCAAAAUGUCAAUCAGGAAAUAAUUAAACUUGCAACUGGUGACGAUCGUUGUUUUGACAUUAUUGUAACUGUUAAAGGAACAUUAGCAGAUAUUUUUAAGCCAAUUCUUAUUGAAAUGAAAUAUGAUUUGGUAGAAAAAAUUCCCGAACAUACAACAGAAUUUUGUGAAACUUGUGUUGCAAUAGAUCCACGUGAUUCUAAGGUUGUAUCGACGAAGAUUACGUUCAACACUGGUUGUAAUGGUGAAAGAUGUAUAUCUGAUUUAGCAGUUGUUGGAACAUUGAUGAAUGUAAGACAACCUUAUGUUCUUGGAAGUGCCAAAGCUAUCACAAUACAAUACGAAAUUUCGAAUGCUGGAGAGUCUGCUUACUUGACACAAUUGAAGAUUACCAUUCCCACUAAUGUUACAACCUUUUCAAAAAUUCCUACAUCAUGUAGAGAAGAAAAUUCUGGACGUGAUAUGAUUUGCGAUAUCAACUCAGGAGCACCAGUGACCAGCAGUGAAACUAUUAAAAUUAACAUCAAUUUAGACACUUCAAAGCUUGAAGGUGACUCAUUUAAGGUAAUUGCUGUUGUAUCAAGUGCUGGUGAUGAACAGAAGCCUUUAGACAACACUUAUGAAAACGAGAUUUUUAUGACUGAAUUCAGUGAUGUUGAACUUCAAGGACAAAGUUCAGCACCUCAACUAUCAAUUGAAGAUGGACUCCGUGUUGAAAAUAUCCAGUACAGUUACAACAUUUAUAAUAAUGGACCGAGUACAAUCAAGGAACUUCUCGUUAAUAUUCAAAUACCAACAAUUUUCAUUCCUCAACCUAAUUAUCAUGUCCCCAUUGUAAAUUUUAAUGAAAUCGGUAUCAGAGGAUUUUACAUCAAUAAAGUAUAUGAAGUAACGUGGACUAAAGAGAAUAAAAUUCUCAUGCAAUCUGUAGAAGAGAUCGGCAAUGAGUAUCAACUUGCUGUUGACAAUAUGAAUGUUAAUUUUGAUUCAUCUAAGCUUGGUUAUGAUUACGAUAUUACUUUGCGGCAUGAAGAUCGUCAGAAUAAUAAUGAAGAGCCAUUUGGACAAUCACAACAUCGUAGACGUCGAAGAAGAAGUAUCCAACAAAGGGAUGAUGACAAUAUAUUCCGAGUUUUCAAUCAAUAUACUGGAAGCAUUGAUGAAUAUCACUCAUCUUAUAGAAUUUCAAGCGACAAAGAAGACAACACUCUAAAAACCCUUCCGAAAAAUCGAACUAUCUACUUUGAUUGCUCCCAAUCUGAAGAGAUGGAUGAAUGUGUCGAAGCUCAAUUCAUCAUUCAUAAUUUUAGGCCAGGAAGUGAACCAUUCAGUAUUAAUAUGAAUUUUUCAAUUGAUUUAUCAAAAAUUGAUGAAAUCUUCAAUGAAAAUCACAAUAUUUUCCUUUACAAAACAAACAGUCGCUUACAAAGGGCGGGGGAUGAAGAAUUAAAAACUCUGAAAGUUACCACAAGUAAUCCUUACACAAUAAUUUAUGAGAAAAGGUCAACUUCAACUCCAAUUUGGGCUUGGGUGAUGUCAUCGAUUCUCGGAAUUCUUGUUUUGAUUCUUCUUUGUUAUGCCUUGUAUCGACUUGGAUUCUUUAAAAGAUCACAAAAAGAAGAGUUGGAAAGAUUAACAAGGGAAAGCAGGAAUAUUAGUGCGGAAGAAGCUGAAGAGUUGAAGACAUUGAAUGCUUAGAAAUUUUCACAUGUGCCAGUAUUCAUAAGGAUUAAAUGAUUUAGAUCAUUAGUUUCAAUUCAUAAUAAUGUAGUUCCAAAGAUUUUCAAUAAUUUAAGCUUGAAUAGAGACAUUUAUUUGCUUCAUCAUAGAAACUUCAAGACUUUCCGUAAAAAAGUUACAUGCAUGAAUAGAUACUUAAAGAAGUGAUGAGUAUGUUAUGUUUAACGUAUAUUUAUUUUCAUUAAAGUUAUUUUAAUACUUUUUAAUUUUAUUCCUAUGAAUAAAAUGAAUUUUAGUGAUUCCAUUUAAAUGUUUUUCCUUUCAUCUUAAAAAUAUUUGUUUGGAGUAUAUUUUCAGGAAAUUCGUAUCUAAUUUUA
Clunio marinus is the source of this 4784-nucleotide messenger RNA. Lineage: Eukaryota; Metazoa; Arthropoda; Insecta; Diptera; Chironomidae. The record is from the annotation of a GenBank genome assembly.